Molecule: messenger RNA, 480 nt
Organism: Colletotrichum graminicola M1.001
Lineage: Eukaryota; Fungi; Ascomycota; Sordariomycetes; Glomerellales; Glomerellaceae
Exons: 2
Coding region: 1-480 (159 amino acids)
Cellular component (GO): cytoplasm; nucleus
Molecular function (GO): protein tyrosine phosphatase activity
Source: RefSeq, a predicted model, not a curated record
AUGGCUGAAACCGCAGCAUCAACCGAAACCCCGCCAUGGUGGGCAGCCUUUCCCGCACCCAAGGCCAAGGCGCCCGAAAUCGAGGCAGAAGAGGUCAUGCGGUUGCUUGAGGCUCAAGAUGCGGCUGGUAGAGACGCUCCCCGCCAUUUCCUGCUCGUUGACGUGCGCCGCGACGACUUUGAGGGUGGCACAAUCUCAACGUCCAUCAAUUUCCCCGCCCAGUCCCUCUAUCAGACGAGACCAAUUAUUCAUCAGCUGUGCAAGCAAGCCGGUGUCAAGCGUGUUAUAUUUUACUGCGGGAGCAGUAAUGGACGUGGUCCACGGUCUGCGAAUUGGCUGCAGGACUACUUUGACGACAUUGGCGAAGCUGCUAUCCAGGCUGUCAUCCUCAAAGGCGGCAUCAAGGGAUGGGUGCGCAAGUACGGCAGCCGCAAGAUGGACUGGUACGAUGAGAGAUCGUGGGUCGAUGUCGCAAAAUAG